AUGUCGCUGCCUCCACCUUUUGACAUCUUCAUAAACCACCGUGGGAUGGACAUGAAGCGCAACAUUGCUGCCUUGCUUUAUGAUCGUUUCGUCCACCUAAAUCUCCAUCCCUUUUUGGACUAUAAGACCAUGAAGCUUGGGGACAAACUCGAGGAGGUCAUUGAAACUGCUAUAAGGGACUGUACGGUUGGGGUAGCCAUCUUCUCUCCAAAUUACUGCACUUCAGAAAACUGUCUCAAGGAAUUGGCUCUGAUGAUGGAAUGCAAGAAGAAGGUCAUUCCCAUCUUCUAUGAUGUCAAUCCCUCUGAUCUUGUGCUUGUAGACGAUGGAAUCUAUCCGACCAAGCAGCUGCAUAGGUUUAGACUGGCGCUUCAGCUGGCGAAGGGUAGGCUGGGCAUCUCUUUUAAUUCGUCCAAUGGGGAUUGGUCUGAUCUGCUGGAAAGAGUUUCGAACAGGGUCGUGGAAACCUUAACGGAAUUGGACCAGUGUCAAUAA
Messenger RNA from Macadamia integrifolia, 495 nucleotides. RefSeq names its product TIR-only protein-like. The record is from RefSeq and is a predicted model, not a curated record. Gene Ontology annotation, biological process: signal transduction. The transcript has 2 exons. The coding region runs from base 1 to 495 and encodes 164 amino acids. Lineage: Eukaryota; Viridiplantae; Streptophyta; Magnoliopsida; Proteales; Proteaceae.